AUGGGACGGAAUACUUUCGAGUUUAUCGUUGGUGGCAUCGGAAUUCCCAUGAUCAUUGACUCGGGAGCCGACGCGAACAUAAUCGAUGAGGCAACAUGGGUUAAAGCCAAGGACUUGGGUAUUACCGUUAAAUCCUUUUCGAAUGAAGUUGAUAGAAAACUGAUGGGUUACGCUACUAAAGAGGCAUUGAAGAUGAAAGGCAUGUUUCAAGCCGAAAUUCAAGCCGGAACUAACACGGCUGAAGCAAAGUUCUACAUUGUUGAACAAGGGAAAUACAAUCUUCUAGGAGAUACCACUGCUAAGGAACUCAAAGUUUUACAAGUAGGCUACAACAUUGCAAGAGUGGACAAUCAGAAGCAGAUCCCGUUUCCAAAAAUCAAAGGAAUUCUAGUUGAGAUUCCAAUCGAUAAGUCGGUGCAACCCAUUCAGCAAAGCUACCGCCGCGCUCCCAUUGCUCUUGAAGAUAAUAUCCACAAAAAGCUGUAA
Armigeres subalbatus is the source of this 486-nucleotide messenger RNA. RefSeq lists its product as uncharacterized. Bases 1 to 486 code for a protein of 161 amino acids. Gene Ontology annotation, biological process: proteolysis. The transcript has a single exon. The record is from RefSeq and is a predicted model, not a curated record. Gene Ontology annotation, molecular function: aspartic-type endopeptidase activity. Lineage: Eukaryota; Metazoa; Arthropoda; Insecta; Diptera; Culicidae.